Messenger RNA from Chaetomium fimeti, 311 nucleotides. RefSeq lists its product as uncharacterized. The record is from RefSeq and is a predicted model, not a curated record. Lineage: Eukaryota; Fungi; Ascomycota; Sordariomycetes; Sordariales; Chaetomiaceae. The transcript has a single exon. The coding region runs from base 24 to 275 and encodes 83 amino acids.
CCCUGGGUGGUGAGCCGAAAGGUAUGCGCCACCGAGGCAGGGACGUGCAUGUUGUCGUGUUGGUGCCUGACGGCGCAAAGUGGGCAGGGGAGCGCAUAUUCUGGACGGAUGAGAACGGUGGGUUAGGGGAGCUUAGGCAAAAGAAAUACCGGAAUGUAAUUGACAGCGGAAGAGCGAGGACUAGACGUGGGACUAGGACCUAUGAUAGAGACUGGGAUAUGGAGUUCCCGAGUCCAGGCGUCCUUCCGCCACAUCCUCAGUCGGCGAGGUGGUGAUGGUUGCGGUAUUAUGAUGUCAACCAGAAAUAUUGG